AUGUCAUCUUCGACCAGCGAAGGAGAGCCCUCGGGCCAUGGUGUUGACGUUGACGGCCAGAUCACAUACUCCAAUAUGUGGCUCAUCCCUGCCGCAUGUCUCAUCAUGCUGACAAUGGCCCUUGUUGGUGAUGCCGAAGUGUGGAUGGAUACAGGAACGCCUAUUGAUGUGGUCGGCUUGCACAUAAGCAACGAAGAGAGAAGACGCAAGCCAGACAUGAAGACAGCAAGCGAGCAGCAGUCCAUGGUGGAAACACCGAACGGACACGAAGACAGCGCAGCAACCGAAGUGGCAGCAGCAGUCGACACGCCGACACCAUGCACCACGGCUUGA
Fulvia fulva is the source of this 333-nucleotide messenger RNA. RefSeq lists its product as uncharacterized. Lineage: Eukaryota; Fungi; Ascomycota; Dothideomycetes; Mycosphaerellales; Mycosphaerellaceae. The record is from RefSeq and is a predicted model, not a curated record. The coding region runs from base 1 to 333 and encodes 110 amino acids. The transcript has 3 exons.